UCCUCUGAAUUGAGUCAAGAGGAGGAAUUCCAGCAGGCUGGACAAGCUGCAGUGAGUGAGGCAAUUGUGCCUGCGCGACAAGCAAACAGCGAUCACCUCCCCCACCAUCAUUCCAGACCCACAAAGGAGGCGGCGCCCAAGCAACCGACAGUCGUGACAGAUGCGCUAGCUCUGCCCGACACCCACAGGCAGCCGUUCACUAAAAUUGCCCAGUGUGUUGGCCUCCCCUCGCAGGCCAUUGACGCGCAGGAGUUAGCCGCUGCCUGGAUGGAACCCCACGCCAUGGUUACCGUCUUCUACAAUCGUCCCAAUGUGAACUCCAUUCUGAAGUUAUUUGGCUCGUGGCUCUUUGAAGCGGCCUCCAGAAUGAUAGUAUCCGAGCGGACACUUCGAGUGGACCCCGCGAGCUUCCAAGUUGGAAGAGCUGAAGCUGUUGCCUGUCUGUGUCGCAUCUUCAUCUACGCGAAGAACGAUCAGGUGUCGCUGGAACAACUCACCAGAUUCUACGUCUGCCUCAUUCGCGCCCUCUCGGUGGACCCUUAUCUUGGUCUCGAUAUUUUCUUUGUCGUUCGCGCCAAAAAAGCUGUCUCUCCGCCUCCAUCUAUCUUCAUUGUGCGAGAAGUCUUCGGCAGUCGACGCUACGAUGCUUUCAAUUAA
Messenger RNA from Dibothriocephalus latus, 657 nucleotides. The record is from the annotation of a GenBank genome assembly. Lineage: Eukaryota; Metazoa; Platyhelminthes; Cestoda; Diphyllobothriidea; Diphyllobothriidae.